Messenger RNA from Alternaria alternata, 1105 nucleotides. RefSeq lists its product as hypothetical. The record is from RefSeq and is a predicted model, not a curated record. The coding region runs from base 218 to 922 and encodes 234 amino acids. The transcript has a single exon. Lineage: Eukaryota; Fungi; Ascomycota; Dothideomycetes; Pleosporales; Pleosporaceae.
GUGGGUUAGUAAGGUUCAAUGCGGCUCACGGUUGGGUCAAGAGACACGUUUGUCCCGAACCGACUUCCCAUACGUUGAACCAGUGACUCCACCCAAGACGCCUAGAGGCGGGAAUAAGUCUUGACUGCAUUCCAUGGUGAGAGUGUUGGUCUUGGCAAGAAAACAAGAGAAAGCAUAUAUACCUCAUUCACCCCCCUAGCUUGCACUGCCACAUUCGAUGCUACUACCAUCUACAAGCAUUAGUUCCACUGCCUCGACACUAGGGCCAAACACGAUCCAAGACUAUCCAAUCCACUCCACAAUCAGCCAAGACCCAAAGGUCAUCACCUUCUCUACUCAGUCUCCAACCAUACUGCCGAUGACUGACUAUAACAACCAACGCAUCGACGCUCAAGACUUGACUUCAAGGCUUGUCUCGUUCGAACACCAGUCCAACAACAACAUCAACAACAACAACAACAACUCUGCCAAAGGCAAUGGAGAAACCUCCUCCGACUCAAUUCUGUCCCAGCGAUGUCCCCGAUCCACCUCCAUCGACAGCGGCGUCAUGCCCCGUUUCACCAAAUCAGCAACAAUGUCCACAACAGGCACCAAUGACUCCCACUACUCUCAGUACUCCGGCCUCCGCGUUAUGCGCGCUGAGCCUAGUUCCAAGACACAUGCUGAAAGUGUUGGUGUCGCACCAGGCGAGUUCAGCAAACCGCGUGUCCACAAGCGCAACCGCAGAGACACUCAAAGCAGUGUUGGAAGCGGCAAGAGUGCGAGAAGCGAAGAGCCAAAGGAGUUCAAGUACUAUGGCCGACACAGCAACCAAUGGUUGUUCAACGACUUUAGUGUCACUGAUGCUGUGUCCAAAGGCUUCAAGAGAGUCUUUAGCAAAGACAACAGUGGAAAGGACUGGUAUGAGGACAGGAACCGUUAAAGAUGGGGUCCAGGUAAAAAUCGUAUCGAACAAAGGCUUCAUCAGGCUGAGAGACAGACAUACAUCACACAUCAAUACAACCAAUCACAUCACCAACCGCAUAUGACCUUGUCGACAUGUUGUGACAUGCUAACUGAGCAGCUUCUCGGCAACAAUACAUCCACUAAUAUGAUUAUGGGCGAU